Fulmarus glacialis (Northern fulmar) is the source of this 704-nucleotide messenger RNA. It is a transcript of the gene RAB40C, whose product is annotated as RAB40C, member RAS oncogene family. Gene Ontology annotation, biological process: protein localization to plasma membrane; intracellular signal transduction. The record is from RefSeq and is a predicted model, not a curated record. NCBI's taxonomy places the organism in Eukaryota, Metazoa, Chordata, Aves, Procellariiformes, Procellariidae. The annotation marks the transcript as partial. The transcript has 5 exons. Gene Ontology annotation, cellular component: endosome; plasma membrane; synaptic vesicle. Gene Ontology annotation, molecular function: GTP binding; GTPase activity.
GAAUUGACUACAAAACCACUACUAUCUUGUUGGACGGCAGAAGGGUCAAGCUGGAACUCUGGGACACAUCAGGGCAAGGAAGAUUUUGCACCAUUUUCAGAUCCUACUCUAGAGGAGCCCAGGGAAUUCUCUUGGUGUACGACAUCACUAAUCGCUGGUCCUUCGAUGGCAUAGACCGAUGGAUAAAGGAAAUAGAUGAGCAUGCCCCAGGUGUCCCUCGGAUCCUGGUGGGAAACAGGCUUCACCUCGCCUUCAAGCGGCAGGUGCCAACGGAACAGGCCCGGGCUUAUGCGGAGAAGAACUGCAUGACGUUUUUUGAGGUCAGCCCCCUGUGUAACUUCAACGUCAUAGAGUCCUUCACGGAGUUGUCCCGAAUCGUCCUCAUGCGGCACGGCAUGGAGAAGAUCUGGAGACCCAACAGAGUGUUCAGCUUACAGGACCUGUGCUGCCGAGCCAUCGUUUCCUGCACCCCAGUCCACCUCAUCGACAAGCUGCCGUUGCCUGUCACCAUCAAGAGUCACCUGAAAUCCUUCUCGAUGGCCAACGGGAUGAACGCGGUGAUGAUGCACGGCCGGUCGUAUUCCUUGGCCAGCAGCGGGGGUGGGAGCAGCAGCAAAGGUAACAGCUUGAAGAGAUCCAAAUCCAUUCGUCCACCCCAGAGCCCCCCACAGAACUGCUCACGCAACAACUGCAAGAUCUCUUAG